GCCAAGUUGGCAACUCUAAUUUGAAGCAGCUGUUGAAAAAAAGCAGAAAGGGAAUAAUUACAUAAAAAAAACACACUGGCCGGCUUUUUAGACGACUUCCCGAAGCUACGGUAGAAAAUUGAUCCCGCGGAGAGCCAUCGGGAUUGGGGAACUCAUCAAUGAAAGUAUGAGUGAUUACCAAUAUCUGGACGUCAAGCUUAAACUCCGUGAUCCUGAAUCAGGCACUUUAAAUCAGGUAUUUUUAUACGGCUGUAUCUACAAAUCUCUGGAGAGUAUCUUUGGCGAAAUUGGUGGCCAGACGGAUUUGGAACUUCUGAAACUCAGUGCUGACCAUCGACGUUUCCUUGUCCGGAUUCCCGCAGAUUUUCUGGAGCGAGUUCGUAUCGCUAUUGCUCUGAUUGGUCAAUACCAGGGGGUGCCCUGUCAUUUUCAAGUUCUCGAAACUUCCGCGACACCUUUGGACCUGGAGUAACCUCUUACAUAGCAUUUAAGAUGUCUUACUGCAAGCAAUAUGGCAAGGAUAAGGUGUGCUUCGUCACCAAGGAGGACCAUUCAACGCCCAGCACCAUCGAGCUACCGCCACCGGAACAGCCAGAAGGUGUGAUAACCAAGGACGGCAACAUCAACUGGAGUUGCCCCUGUUUGGGCGGCAUGGCCACCGGUCCCUGUGGCGUCGACUUCCGCGAAGCCUUCUCCUGUUUCCAGUAUAGCAAGGCCGAUCCUAAGGGCUCUGAUUGCUACGAUGCAUUUACCAAGAUGCGUGACUGUUUCCAGAAGUAUCCCACCGUGUACAACAAGUCUGGUGGCGAGGAUGACGACGAAGACGGAAUGGGAGGUGCACUGGGCGACGGUGGGGAUGGUGACAAGAACGCAGACCCACUGGCCGAUGCUCCUCCUGAGCCCACAGAGGUGAUGGCAGGACCCAAUAGUAGCUCUGUAGUGGCUAAGAAUUAGGUGGGAAUAGUUUCGCGUUAAAGUUAUUUAAACGAUAAGGGCUAGGUGUGACUUCGUAAAAAAUAAAUAAACCUUGUCAUAGUUACCAUA
Messenger RNA from Drosophila ananassae, 1044 nucleotides. RefSeq lists its product as uncharacterized. The record is from RefSeq and is a predicted model, not a curated record. Gene Ontology annotation, cellular component: ribonuclease P complex. Gene Ontology annotation, biological process: tRNA 5'-leader removal. NCBI's taxonomy places the organism in Eukaryota, Metazoa, Arthropoda, Insecta, Diptera, Drosophilidae. The transcript has 2 exons. The coding region runs from base 167 to 472 and encodes 101 amino acids.